CAAUCCCCAUAACGCCAUGGAAGGCGGAAGCUGUCUGAAGAAGUAAACUGCAAGUCUCUUGUAUGGCUAACAAAGCUCCAGGCCCAGGCAGUGGCGCGGGCCCAAGUCCAACAAAGAAAGAACACCACUGCUAAUUUAAAAGCAUAUAUACGGCAUCUCUUCCGAAUCGUCUCUUCCCCAAAUUAUUCACCUUUCCCUCUUCAAUUUUCUCACUUUCUCGCUUAAUACUCUCUAAUAUAUCUCCAUCGCUCACGCCGAUCGUCGAUAUUAGGGUAUCGAAUUGCCAAAAAUGCCUCUCUUCCUGACGGAGGAGGAGCUCUCGCGGUACGCGAAUGACGCCGUUGCGGUGGCGGAGAAGGCCGACGCGUUCAUCUGCGAGCUGUACAAGGAGGUCGACACCGUGAGGGCUGAGGCCGACGCCGCUUCCAUCACCGCCGAGCAGACCUGCUCGCUCCUCGAGCAGAAGUACCUCUCCCUCUCCGCCGAGUUCUCCAAGCUCGAGUCCCAAAACGCUCAGCUUCAAUCCUCCCUCGACCACCGCCUCUCUGACCUUGCCCAAGUCCAGACCGAAAAACACCAACUCCAUCUGCAAUCGAUUGGGAAGGACGGGGAGAUAGAGAGGUUGACGAUGGAGGUUUCGGAAUUGCAUAAGUCUAAGCGGCAGUUGAUAGAGUUGGUGGAGCAGAAGGAUUUGGAAAUCAGUGAGAAGAAUGCCACUAUCAAGAGCUAUCUUGAUAAGAUUGUCAACUUGUCCGACAAUGCUGCGCAGAGGGAGGCUCGUGUGAGUGAAAUCGAGGCGGAGUUGGCUCGUACUCAGGCUUCAAGUUCUCGUUUUUCACAGGAGAAGGAACUCAUUGAGAGGCAUAAUGUGUGGCUCAAUGAUGAGUUGACUGCCAAAGUUGACAGUCUCAUUGAGUUGCGUAGAAAAUAUAAUGAUCUUGAGGCCGAUAUGACCACUAAGCUUGCAGAUGUUGAGAGGGAAUUCAAUGAAUGCUCUAGCUCAUUACAAUGGAACAAGGAAAGAGUGAGGGAAUUAGAAAUGAAACUGACAUCCUUGCAGGAGGAAUUGUGCUCAUCUAAAGAUGCUGCUGCUACCAAUGAAGAGCGAUUAUCUGCUGAACUUGCAACAGUAAAUAAGCUGGUUGAACUACAUAAGGAAAGUUGCGAGGAAUGGUCCAGAAAGGCGGGAGAGCUUGAGGGUGUCAUCAAAGCCCUAGAGACGCAUUUGAGUCAAGUUGAAAGUGAUUACAAAGAGAGACUUGAAAAGGAAGUAUCUGCAAGAAACCAAUUUGAAAAGGAGGCCAAAGAUCUGAAAGCACAACUUGAGAAGUGUGAAGCUGAUAUCGAAAACAGUAGAAAAUCAAAUGAACUGAAUCUUCUUCCACUUAGCAAUUUCAGUACCGAACUAUGGAAUAAUUCAUUUGAAGAAAAUGACAUGGUUGAGGAUAAUCGCAUGGUUGAGGCUAAUCGCAUGAUUGUCCCCAAGAUUCCUGCAGGUGUUUCAGGAACAGCCUUGGCUGCUUCGCUUCUGCGGGAUGGUUGGAGUCUGGCUAAAAUGUAUUCGAAAUAUCAAGAGGCUGUUGAUGCCCUGAGACACGAACAGUUGGGAAGGAAGCAAUCUGAGGCCAUUUUGCAACGGGUCUUAUAUGAAUUGGAGGAGAAAGCGGAAGCCAUUUUGGAUGAAAGAGCGGAGCAUGAGAGAAUGGCGGAGGCAUAUUCUAUGAUCAACCAAAAAAUGCAGAACUCUCUGUCGGAACAGGCGAACUUGGAGAAAACCAUCCAGGAAUUGAAGGCUGACUUGAGGAGGCAUGAACGUGACUAUACUUAUGCUCAGAAGGAGGUUGUUGACCUCCAAAAACAGGUGACUGUUCUUCUUAAGGAAUGCCGAGAUAUACAACUUCGUUGUGGAUCUACUGGGCUUGAUAGUAUCAAUGAUGGUACAACUAUUGUUGGGACAAAUGCAGAGUCUGAUACUGAAAAAGUUAUUUCAGAACGCCUUUUGACAUUUAAGGACAUAAAUGGAUUAGUUGAGCAGAAUGUCCAACUCAGGAGCCUUGUGCGCAAUCUUUCUGAUCAGGUUGAAAGUAGAGAGAUGGAGUUCAAGGAAAAGUUUGAAAUCGAGCUAAAAAAUCAUACAGAGAAAGCUGCCUCUAAAGUGGCAGCUGUAUUACAAAGAGCUGAAGAGCAAGGACGCAUGAUUGAAUCCCUUCACUCCUCUGUUGCGAUGUACAAAAGGUUAUACGAAGAGGAACACAAACUUCAAUCAUCUCUGCCCUAUUCUGCAGAAGCUGCUCCAGAUGAUAGGAGGACCGAUCUCAAGCUUCUUGAAAGAUCUCAGGAAGCUACUAAAAAGGCCCAUGAGCAGGCCAUGGAGCGAGUUAGAUGUCUUGAAGAAGAAUUGGCGAAGUCUAGGAGCGAGAUUAUAUCGUUGCGAUCAGAGCGUGACAAGUUGGCUUUGGAAGCAAAUUUUGCUAAAGAGAGACUUGAUAGGUUUAUGAAGGAGUUUGAAAAUCAGAGAAGGGAAGCCAAUGGCAUUUUAGGUAGAAAUGUGGAGUUUUCGCAGUUAGUAGUUGACUACCAACGGAAGCUGCGUGAAAGUUCUGAAUCUUUGCAUGCUGCUGAGGAGCUUUCUAGGAAACUGACUAUGGAGGUAUCUAUUCUAAAGCGUGAAAAGGAAAUGCUAUUAAAUGCUGAGGAGAGAGCCUGCAAUGAAGUGCGUAGUUUGUCGGAGAGGGUGUAUCGUGUCCAGGCUAGUUUGGACACUGUUCAGAGUGCCGAGGAAGUUCGUGAGGAGGCAAGAGUUGCUGGGAGGAGAAAACAGGAGGAGUAUAUAAAGCAAGUUGAGAGGGAAUGGGCUGAGGCUAAGAAAGAGCUGCAGGAAGAACGGGACAAUGUUCGAACCCUCACACUAGACCGUGAGCAGACUAUAAAAAAUGCUAUGAGACAGGUUGAAGAAAUGGGAAAAGAGUUAGCUAAGGCUUUGCAUGCUGUUGCAGCUGCUGAAUCCAGAGCUGCUGUUGCUGAGGUGAAACUAUCUGAUGUGGAGAGAAAAAUCAGAUCUUCAGGUGCUAAGGAUGUUGAGAUGGAUGGUGGGAGUGAGCCUUUGUCUUUCGCAAGGGAUGAUGUUAUUGCGGAACUGCGUGUGGCAAAGGAAGAGAUUGAAAAACUGAAAGUGGAAGCACAGGCUAACAAGGAUCACAUGCAGCAGUAUAAGAGUAUUGCAGAGGUGAAUGAAGAUGCGUUGAAACAGAUGGAAUGUGCCCAUGAGACCUUUAAGAUUGAGGCAGACAAACUAAAGAAAUCACUAGAAGUUGAGCUGCUUUCCCUUAGAGAGAGGGUAUCUGAACUUGAACAUGAAUCUAGUUUUAAAUCAGAAGAAGUGGCUUCUGCAACUGCAGGGAAAGAGGAGGCUCUUGCUUCUGCUUUGGCAGAAAUAACAAAUCUAAAGGAGGAAACUUUGGUUAAGACUUCCCAAAUUGUACAAAUGGAAAUUCAAAUUUCUGCUUUGAAAGAAGACUUGGAGAAGGAGCAUCAGCGAUGGCGUGCUGCUCAAGCUAAUUAUGAAAGACAGGUCGUCCUCCAGUCUGAGACUAUUCAGGAGUUAACAAAAACAUCACAAACCUUGGCUGCGCUCCAGGAGGAAGCAUCUGAGUUGCGUAAAGUAGCGGAUGCUCACAAAAGUGUUAAUGAUGACUUGAAGGUUAAGUGGGAAGUAGGGAAGGCAGUGCUUGAGGAAUCAAAGAAUGAAGCUGAGAGGAAGUACAAAGAAAUCAAUGAACAGAACAAAAUACUGCACGAUCGACUUGAGGCUUUGCACAUUCAAUUGGCAGAGAAGGACCGUAAUUCUGUGGGAAUUUCUUCUGGUAGCAUCGGCACUGAUAAACUUCCUGAUAUUGGUUUACAGAAUGUUCUUAAUUAUCUCCGUAGGUCAAAAGAAAUUGCAGAAACAGAAAUUUCAUUGCUAAAACAGGAAAAAAUGCGACUGCAAUCACAACUUGAGAGUGCUCUCAAGGCAGCAGAGACUGCCCAAGCAUCAUUGCAAGCGGAGCGUGCAAAUUCAAGAACUUUGAUCUUCACUGAGGAAGAAAUCAAAUCUUUACAACUUCAGGUUAGAGAAAUGAACUUACUUCGUGAAAGUAACAUCCAACUCAGAGAAGAAAACAAGCACAAUUUUGAGGAGUGCCAGAAAUUGCGUGAAGUAACUCAAAAAGCUAGGGUUGAGACUGAAAAACUAGAGAGCCUGCUAAGUGAGAGACAGAUUGAGGUGGAAGCUUGUAAGAAAGAAAUUGAAAUGCAAAAGAUUGAGAAAGAUCACCUGGAAAAGAGGGUUUGUGAGUUACUUGAAAGGUGUAAAAAUAUAGAUGUGGAAGAUUAUAAUCGUAUGAAGGAUGAUGUUCAACAGAUGCAGGAGAAACUGAAAGAGAAGGAUGCCCAGAUAGAUGAGCUCAGAAAGCUUCUUUCUGAAAGGCAGGAUACAAUAUCAAAAUUAGAGAAAGAUCUUUCAAAAUGCAAAUUGGAACUGAAUGAGAAAGAGAAGAGGAUAAACGAUAUCUUGCAAGUUGAGGCAAGUUCAAAGCUAGACAUAGAGAAGCAAAGGAAAGGAACAUUUCAGUUGAAGAGGAGGGUUGAAGCUCUAGUAAAGGACAAGGAGGAACUGAACAAGGAGAAUCAAGCUCUUUCUAGGCAGUUGGAGGAGGUCAGACAAGUGAAAAGGUCAAUUGGUGAUACUAAUGGUGAACAGGCCAUGAAGGAGGAGAAAGACACCAAGAUACAGACUCUAGAGAAACAUUUGGAGAGGCAAAGAGAGGAGUUAAGGAAGGAGAAGGAAAGGCGUCUGAAGAUUGAGAAGGCAAUAAGGGAUUCUUAUAAUAACGUUGAGCAGGAUAAAACCAAGUUCAUAAAUGAACUUGAGAUGCAUAAGCAGGCGAUGAAGCGGCUCUCAGACGAAAUUCAAAAGGUUAAGCAAGCAAAAGACAAUUUGCCAGAGGGUGCUUCAGCGGUUCAACUUCUUUCUAGCACUACUGCCCUGGAUGAUUCUGCUGGUGCCUAUGGGUUGGCUGUUGAAAAUUUUGAGAGGGCGGCACGUUCAGUUUUCAGUGAGCUUGGAGCCCGUGGUGGUCCCUUGGACACCUCUUUAAUUGCAGACACUCCAUCAGCAGCUGCUGCAGGUCCCAUAGUCUCCAUUCAAGCCCCUAGUUUUGUACCCUCAAUGGGACCUGCGACAAGUGGCUUACCAGCUAAAGUAACUGAAGAAAGUGAUAAGAGGUUCCCUUUCGCCAAAACCACUGCUGAGACCCGGAGAAUAAGUAGAAAGUUGGUCCGGCCCCGGCUUGUCAAAUCUGAAGAGCCACAGGGUGAUAUAGAAAUUUCAGAGGUGGAAGGAUCUAACAUUGUGGGCAAACCUGCACCUCCUAGUGACACAGAAAAUCAGGGACAUCUUAGUGUACAAACACAACCAUUGGCUCGCAAACGUAUAGCGUCUUCAUCCACUUCUGAGUUGCAUGAAGAAUCAGUCAUCCAAGGAGAAACCAGUUCUGAUGUGGCAGCACCUGUGCUGAAGAAGUCCAAAGUUUCAGAACCCCACCAAGAGAUUGCUGGAGGACAAUUUUCUGCUCCUGUAGAAGAACUUGGAACUCUACCAGGUACUGAAGAAUCAUUUGGUGGUGGUGAGCUGCCACAAGGUUCAAAUGAGGAAGCAAUGGAUGCCGAGAAGGAAGAGGUUGACACUAUUGGGGAUAAAGCUGAGGCGGCAAAAGAACAAUUAGAUGGCAUGAGUCAAGAUGAAUUGCAGAGUGAGAAGAACAAUGUUCUAGAAGAGAAUUUGGAUAGACCAGGUGGAUCAGAGAUGGUUUCUGAUGAUGGUCCAAAGGAUCAAGCUGAGCAAGAGAACCAGCAGUCAAUUUUGGAGUCUGGAAGUGAUAGAGAAGAGGGGGAGCUCGUGCCUGAUGUUGCAGACCCCGAGGCUGGUGGUGAUAUUUCCAACACAAUGGGGAGCCCAGAAAUAGUGGAAGGUCAAGCUGAGCCUGUUGCAACCCCAGUGGCUUCACCGGCUAGGGCUGAUGACGAAGCUUUAGUUGGUGCAGCACUGGAGCUUGGUGAGAUAAAUUCUCUGGAGGGUGUAAAUGAUGAUAAGAAUGAUGUAACCGAGGAGACUGCCGAGGGUUCUGAUAAAUCAAAUGAUGGAAACGACCAAGUAGCAGUUGAGGCUGAUCAGGUCACUGAAGAUCUCUCUGUUCCAGUCGAGAGUACUUCAGCAAGUGCUGCUGCGGAAGUUGAUGUCCCAGAACAAGCGAGUCCUGUCUCAAAACAAGCUAGUUCAACCGUCACUACAGAAGGGGAAGUGGUAAGACAGAAAUCCCCUGCAGGUAGCACUUCAACUACUAUAAACCUUUCAGAGCGAGCUAGGCAGAAUGCUGCCAAAAGAUUAGGUGUGGUUUCUUCUCCAGUGGUUAGAGGCCGUGGACGAGCAGUACCACGUGGUCGAGCUGGACGUGGUACGCGUGGUGGGCGUAUGGGACGGGGACAAUCACCCAGUGAACAAGGUUAAGCUUGGCGCUUUUCGCCCUUUCUUUCCUAUUUAAAUCUCCUUUUUCGUCGAAUGUGAUUUAAUGUGGUGUCACAAUUUUUAGUGUUUGGAUUCAGACACUUGAGGAAGAUUCUGCCUCUGCAUUCUGUUUAUAGAACUUAUAGUAAAUAUAUGCAGAAGCGUUUAUCUAUUGAUGAUUGGAAUAUGUAAAAUCAAUUUUGGCAUUUUACAAAGUAUUAUUAUUAUUAUUAUUAUUAUUAUUAUUGCUGUUUAAUAUAUUGCCCUUUUGUUUAA
This is a messenger RNA of Corylus avellana, 6820 nucleotides long. Lineage: Eukaryota; Viridiplantae; Streptophyta; Magnoliopsida; Fagales; Betulaceae. The record is from RefSeq and is a predicted model, not a curated record.